CCUUACGCAUUGUGAAGGAAAGCGGCAGCCAGGUUGCAAGAGCUGACAGCUACGCACACAGACAGAAGUGCGUCUGCAGACACGAGUGUGCACGAGGAUGACAGGCUGUACUCGGACAGAGACGAAGAACAGACAGCGGAGCAGGCACGCAGUGCUGCUGGUGGAGCCUAAAAUAAGGGAAGGGGACUAUGAAGAUUGCUGUUUUCCGUGUUCUUCAGCAGAGCUCAUAGCGAUGACAGUAAGCCCAGCUAAGGGUCCAUCAUUCAUUUCCCAGGAGCAGAUGAUUGUCAUCUAAUAAACGCCCAGCCGGAUCUUGCCUAUCUGAUUUAUAGUUGUCUCAGAGAGGGUAAGCGGAAACACCUCCACCUCUAAAAAACCAGGCUAUCCUCAAAAAAGUGAGUUUGAGAGGUUAGAAACAUGUCAAAUCUUGAUUUGAAGAGCCUCGAGAUUUUCUACAACCUCCUGAACAGUUGUAGUUUGGGUGCAUUUUGCAACAACUCUCUGCUUUCAUUUCACAAUGCAAACAAUGAGAGUGGGAUGGAGAGUCCAGAUGAUGGAACGCUGAGAGUGUUCAUCUCUGUGGUGUACUUCAUUGUGGCAACAGUUGGAGUGUUGGGCAACUUGCUGGUCAUGUUCCUACUUUAUUCAACUCACACCAUCACCACAGGCACCAUCAACUUCUUUGUUUUCAACCUAGCUUUGGCCGACCUGCUGUUUUCUCUUGCCUUACCUUUUUGGGCGAUGGACAUUGCUCUGGACUACAGUUGGCCUUUUGGCUUAGCCACAUGCAAGGCAGUGUCCUUGCUAACUGGACUGAACGUCUUUGCAAGUUGCUUUUUCCUGACAGCUAUGAGUCUGACACGCUACUGCUAUGUAGCAACAGCUCUCAAACCUGGAUCGUCCCUGUGCAACAGAUCUUGUACCUUCCCGGUAACCACAGCUAUCAUUUGGGUUGGGGCUCUCAUCGUGGCGGUACCCAGGGCCGUGUUCGCAGACCUCAGCCAUGUGGGAAGCGACAAUGAUACAGCAUGCUUGCUCCGCUUCCCAGAAGGCACAGCUUGGCUCGGAAUAAACCAACUCCUGCGAGUGGUUCUGGGAUUUCUGCUACCUUACACCAUCAUCAUCCUCUCCUACUUGCUCUUGCUGCGAUUCCUCUGCAGGCACAAACUGAAAGGCAGCAGCAACACUCUGCGAAAAGCCGACAUCUCAAAAUCUGUGGCUGUGGUGGUGCUGUCCUUCUGUGCCUGCUGGUUUCCCUACAAUAUCCUCACUCUCUGGAGCGUCCUGAUACAGCUUGACAUCAUUGACAUGAGCAAAUCGUUCUACACUGCUCAGACGUACUUCUUCCCUCUGGCCAACUGUUUAGCUUUCACCAGCAGCUGUUUCAACCCUGUCAUCUAUUGUCUGGUCAGGAAGGAAUACCGCACAGCUCUGCAUAAUGUUUUCUUCAAGUUGAGUUUGGCCAUCAUGUCCAAGAUGCCCUAUGCGCUUAACUCCGAGGAGGGUUUAGAGCAAGGUAGUCAGCUUGGUAUUCCUCUCAGCAACGUCUACAGCCAGACUUGCCAAACUGACUCAAGGGGCUACACACCGCUGACAACACUUCCAGCUGGAACAUCACCACUAUAAAGUCUCAACACAAUGUUUCCUCAGUCUUUUUCUGCGAUAGAGAGGGUUUGUAUUGUUUGUAGUCUGUGGGGACAUUAGGAGCAGGUAGUAUCUUGCCUGCAGCAGCAGUCUGAGACAGAGCCGCACAAUUUUGAAAAGCAAGCGAUUCCAAUUAUUUUUGAGAAUGCAACAAUAUCAGCUUUGAAAAAUAUGCAUUAUCCUCAAACUUCUGUUUCUCACCUGUUUUUAUGAUGAUUCCAUUAGUCUGGGUCAUAGCAGGGUUGAGCAUUUAUGUGAGCAUUCUAUGGUUGAAGUGGUGCAGGGCAGAAAAACACAGGCAGGAAGUAAAAAGAAGUAACCUUCUGCUACUACCACACACCACAAUUUACUGCCCAAUAAGGUGAAAGGCAAAGUUAUACCUGCGACAAACCUGUCCAGGGUAUACCCCGCCUCUCGCCCAGAACGUUUGCUGGAGAGAGGCACCAGCACCACUCCCAACUCCACUAGGGACAAGGGUGUUAGAAAAUGGAUGGAUGAAUGGGUGGAUGGAUGGCAAAGUUAUACUGAAGGAAUUUCUCUGUUACAAGGAUAACCAUUAUUAGUAAUACCAGCCAAUAAGAACAAUGCAUGUUUUUGUUUAUGUAUUCAAAAACAUGUCCUGUCUUGAACUGAGACUGCCUACAGCAGGUAAGAUACUGACUGCUCCAUAUGAACUCCAGAAAGCCUCCUUUAAAGAAAUUCAUGCUGUUCUUUUAAGACUUCUGACUGCAUAUUGUACCAACAUUUAACUUUUUCCCCAUACUAAUGGUCAGUAGUAUCUAUAUGAGAAUGUUCAUGUUGAUGCAUGUACUUAGCUUUUGUGCUUCUGUAAAUGUUUUGACAUUUUUCAAAGUUGCAUAUGCUAAAAUAUUACCUAAAGAGAUUGUGAGUGCCAGCAUCUUUUCUUUCCUUCUUCU
Molecule: messenger RNA, 2561 nt
Organism: Gambusia affinis (western mosquitofish)
Lineage: Eukaryota; Metazoa; Chordata; Actinopteri; Cyprinodontiformes; Poeciliidae
Product: relaxin-3 receptor 1-like
Exons: 3
Coding region: 418-1626 (402 amino acids)
Biological process (GO): G protein-coupled receptor signaling pathway; immune response
Cellular component (GO): membrane
Molecular function (GO): G protein-coupled receptor activity
Source: RefSeq, a predicted model, not a curated record